Messenger RNA from Fraxinus pennsylvanica, 561 nucleotides. NCBI's taxonomy places the organism in Eukaryota, Viridiplantae, Streptophyta, Magnoliopsida, Lamiales, Oleaceae. The record is from the annotation of a GenBank genome assembly.
AUGAGUUCCUCAUUCAUCCCCAAGGCUUUGCCUUCUCUCUUUCCUUCCCACCAUUCAACAAAUCCUUCUCUCUUCAUUUCUUGUAAGCAAAAUCAAAUCCAGAAUUUCAAUUCCAAGCAGGCAAACUCAAGAAUCUGCUCGAAGAACAUAAGAAAUUUCUGCAUUAAGCAGUCGGGUUUGGCUAUUCAAAUUGGAACAAUUUUAGCAACUGUUGCAGAUCCUGCUCUUGCUGUAACAGGAGUGAAUGAAGAGGAAGAUCUUUUAUGGGUUUUGAUUCAGUUGGGAAUUUCAGCUUUCCUGUACUUCAUUGUGGCUCCACCCAUAAUUAUGAACUGGCUUAGGACCAGAUGGUACAAGAGGAACUUGUUGGAGAUGUAUUUGCAAUUCAUGUUUGUUUUUAUGUUCUUUCCGGGUGUAUUGCUAUGGGCGCCAUUUCUCAACUUCAGGAAAUUCCCACGAGAUCCAGACAUGAAGUACCCUUGGUCUACACCACAAAAUCCUUCACAAAUUAAGGGCGGAUUUUUGAAGUAUCCUUGGGCUCAACCUGAAGACUAUGAAUAA